Molecule: messenger RNA, 1213 nt
Organism: Gallus gallus (chicken)
Lineage: Eukaryota; Metazoa; Chordata; Aves; Galliformes; Phasianidae
Gene: FKBP1B
Product: FK506 binding protein 1B
Exons: 6
Coding region: 345-635 (96 amino acids)
Biological process (GO): regulation of cardiac muscle contraction by regulation of the release of sequestered calcium ion
Cellular component (GO): sarcoplasmic reticulum membrane
Molecular function (GO): peptidyl-prolyl cis-trans isomerase activity
Source: RefSeq, a predicted model, not a curated record
GACGGGCAGCCGGGGAGGCCCCUGUCAGCCGGCCGCGGAGGGGCAUGCCUGCACUGGGGGUCCGGCCGUGCCGAGCCGUGCCGUGCCCAGGGCUGCCGAGCGGAGCCCAGCGCCGAGAUGGGGGUGGAGAUCGAGACCAUCUCUCCGGGAGACGGACGGACGUUUCCGAAGAAGGGGCAGACGUGUGUGGUGCACUACACAGGUAAAUCCAAUCAAACUGCCCAUAACAAUCAAGGUGGGAAAAAUCAUCAAUGCUAGAUUCUUGAAAAUAAAGGAGAUCUGUAACUUAUGUCUUUGAAAAAUGAGCCGCUACAGGUGAACAGCAAAGAAGAGAGGAAGAAAGGAUGCACUCAGAGACAUGUGUAUCUAGUAUAUUUACUGCCUAUUUCAAAGGAAUGCUACAGAAUGGAAAGAAGUUUGAUUCCUCCAGAGACAGAAACAAGCCUUUCAGGUUCAAGAUUGGCAGGCAAGAAGUCAUUAAAGGAUUUGAAGAAGGUGUUACACAGAUGAGCUUAGGACAAAGAGCAAAGCUGACCUGCACACCUGAGAUGGCCUACGGAGCCACGGGCCACCCUGGGGUCAUCCCUCCCAAUGCCACGCUCCUCUUUGAUGUGGAGCUUCUCAGGUUGGAGUGAGUCUUCUUGGGGGAGCUGGCUGGAGGCAUCUCUCCAUAACCAUCCCUUCUUUCUCACCCUCCCAGCAGCGGGGGAAAUCUUCACUGGAAUCCUAAUCUUCCUGCUCAAGCUGUCAUAUCAGUAGCGCCUGCCCUUAGGUUUCUUAAGCCUUUCUUUCUCUUUUCUUCUUAGACUUUGUGGUGUCCAUAUUUGCCUUUCAUUGGAAGCUUUGCUUUGGGAAAAAAAAAAAAUGUCUACCGUUGUAACAUUCUCAAGUUGUACAUUUUAUUUAAUCUGCAUGUGAUGAGAAUUCACAGUGAUGAUUGAAAAUAUAUAUAGAUAUAAAUAUAUAUAUAUUCCUUAUUGAAAAACCACUGCCUUACUGUACACUUAAACCAAGAAAAAUAAAAAAACAAAACACAAAAGGUGCUCAAAAACUCCAGUGUACGCCUUGUACAUGAACGGGCAUUAGCCAAACAGAGUUACCUGCGCUGCCACUUUUCUCAACUUGUACGUUCUGCUUGCUGCUGUUUUAAAGAAUACCGUCUCAUUUAAGAAUUAAGUAUAUAUAUAAACAAUAAAACCUUGAUACUUUACAA